This is a messenger RNA of Diabrotica balteata, 2205 nucleotides long. The record is from the annotation of a GenBank genome assembly. Lineage: Eukaryota; Metazoa; Arthropoda; Insecta; Coleoptera; Chrysomelidae.
AUGUCUUCCUAUUUACGAGGUUCAACAAAUUAUGUUUGGUCUACUACCAGUAUUCUGGGGAAAGGUGCUACUGCAACUGUUCAUCAAGGUGUUAACAAGGUAAAUGGUGAACCUGUAGCAGUUAAAACAUUUAAUCAACUUAGCACACUUAGACCACAAGAAAUUCAGCUGCGAGAGUUCGAAGUACUACAAAGAGUUAAUCAUGAAAAUAUUGUUAAACUUUUGGCAAUUGAAGAAGAGCAAGAAAACAGGGGCAAAGUAAUAGUUAUGGAGCUGUGUACUGGUGGAAGUCUGUUUAACAUUUUAGACGAUCCUGAAAAUACAUAUGGUUUAGAAGAGUCUGAAUUUUUGUUAGUAUUGGAGCAUUUAUAUAAAGGAAUGAAACAUUUAAGAGAUAACAAUCUAAUACAUAGAGAUCUAAAGCCAGGUAAUAUUAUGAAAUAUAUUCGUGAUGAUGGUACCACUGUAUAUAAACUCACCGAUUUUGGAGCCGCGAGAGAACUUCAAGAAGGCCAAUACUUUCAAUCUUUGUAUGGUACAGAAGAGUAUUUGCAUCCAGAUAUGUAUGAAAGGGCAGUUCUACGGAAACCUGCUAACAAAACUUUUGGUGCAACUAUAGAUUUGUGGUCCAUCGGUGUAACAUUGUAUCAUGUUGCUACAGGAAACUUACCCUUUAGACCAUAUGGAGGGCGUCGGAAUAAAGAAACUAUGCAUCAAAUUACUACAAAAAAAGAAAGUGGUGUAAUAUCCGGUAUACAAUAUCGCGAGGGUGGACCAAUAGAAUGGAAAAGGGAGCUUCCAAUGAAUUGUCAGUUAAGUUAUGGUCUUAAAAAGAUAGUAACUCCUUUAUUAGCGGGUCUAUUGGAGGCGGAUCAUAGAAAAAUUUGGUCAUUUGACAAAUUUUUUAAUGAAGUAGAUGUUAUUCUUUCUCGUAAACUUUUUCAUAUAUUUCACGUAAAUAAAGCCCAGCUAAUUAAAAUAUAUAUACUUCCAAUAGAAAAUUAUACACAUUUACAAAGUUAUAUAGCGGAGCAAAUUGAAAUUAAAGAAAAUAGUCAAAUUCUAAUUUAUCAGAAUAAUCUUUUAAAAAAUCUUAUAGAAGAAUAUACUUUAAUAACAGGUUAUCCAAACACUAGUAAAGAAGAUCCAUAUUUUUUAUUUGAUAGAGAAAACAAUAAUAUUACUGUGGUACCUGAUCCGGAAUUACCGAAAUUUAACGAAUUUUCCAAUGUAAUGUCUGUAGAAAAUGAUGCUGCUCAAGCGAAAUCUGCGUGCAGCAUUGGUCACCAAUAUAAACGACAGAUUGAUAAAUAUUCACUGUUUAGUAAGCUUAUUAGGGAUACUGUUCAAUAUUUUACGAAGUACAUAACAACAGUAUUACAAGAACUGCAUCAAAAUACACAACAUCUCUUGGAUAAGACUUUAACGCUACAAAAGACUGCAGAUAUAUUGCAAAUUUCACAACAAAUUAGUCGCUAUAAUAACAAAAUCAAUUUUGUGGAAAAAUUGGAAAGUCUGAGUAAAGAUUUUUUAACAAUCUCUGUACAAGGUGUUACAAAUUUGCAUAAAACGCAUUGUACAGAUUCCAAUCUUAAAUUACAGUGGGAAAACACCAACAGAAAUCUUAAGUGUCCUUAUAAAACACUCUCUCCAGCUAGGGCUAAAAGUCAAGUAGAACAUUUAAGAGAUUCUUGGCAACAUUUAGUAAGAGAUAGAGCUACACGUACAUUAAGCUAUAAUGAUGAACAAUUUCAUAUAUUAGAACGUAUAAAAAUCACUCAGACCCUGAAUAGAUUGAAAAACUUAUUUGAGCAUGAAGUGUUUCCUCAGUAUGAGCAGUUAGCAGAAAAUUUCGGCGAUUGGUAUAAAAUAGCUCAAAACAUCCAUCUAAAAUCUGAAAUUUUGAUUUCAGAUGUUAAAAAAUAUGAAAGCAAGUUGACCGAAUUUGAAGAAGAUAUUGCGAUUGAAAAUUCUGAUUACACGGAUUUUGUCAAAAGCAAUAACAAACAAAAUACGGUACCCAAGGUAAGAAGUUUGCAAAGUCAAAAAUUAAAACAGUGUUUUACUGAAUACCAUAAAGAGUGUAAAAAUAUUAAAGAUGUUCUUAAUGAAAACAUAAAACUCACAACUUACUUGAAUGACUCAACAAUGGAAAUCAUAAAAAAAAUUAAUGCAAAUGAUAAUACAGAAAUGCAAUCAAAUUAA